AUGGCUGUCGUCCGAAGAGAGCAUCAAACCGAUACAGUUCCGUCUCUGUUUGCCGAUGAAUCUGUUCUCGUUCUUCACAAUUUUCCCGCCAAUUUUCGCCGGGAAGCGUUGACGGUUAUUACGAAGUUUUCUGAAAAUUUGGAUCCGUUCGUAACUUAUCUCGCAAUUAAUUACAUGGAUCGAUUCUUCUCUACUCAAAAAAUUGUGAAUCAAGAGAAGCCUUGGAUCGUUGGGCUUGUGGCGAUUUCGUGCCUUUCUCUCGCUGUAAAAAUGAAGAUCGACGAUUUAGCUACUCCUAAGUUGCAGGGAUACGAAUGUUCAAUUUACGAUGCAAAAUCAAUUAGUCGAAUGGAGCUCCAAGAUCCAUGCUUAUCAAACGCUAUUAAAGAUCGAGCUUCACAGAUCUUAUUGAGAUCUCCUUGUGAAAAUAAGUUAUUAGAGUUUAGACCAUCAGUGAUUGCAGCAUCUGCUCUUCUUCAUGCAUCUCAAGAUCUCAUCCUUCCUCUUCAACAUUCUCAAUUCAAAGCUGCAAUUUCCUCUUGUAAAUAUCUAAACAAAGAAAGCUUGGAGGAAUGCUUAGGUGUAAUUCGGGACAUGGUAUCGGAUACAAGUGAGUCAAUUAGUGUUGUUGACAAUCAAUGUACAAGCAACGAAAGCGAGAUUUGUACAAGCAUUAAGCGUAGAAAAUUGAACGCGGGUUUUAACAGUAAUCAAUGCAUCAUUCGAUUUUCAAAUGUUCAAAAUCGUUGAACUUGGUCAAAUUCGGAAUCUGUACUAUGCAUUUAGCAAUCAUAUAAAAUAGUUUUUGUACUUAUAAAUUAUCGAACUAUGAAAAUCAAAUGAAAUAUUAACGUAAUAUGUUAGAAAAUUUUAUUGUCGUAAUAAC
Messenger RNA from Lactuca saligna, 886 nucleotides. The record is from the annotation of a GenBank genome assembly. Lineage: Eukaryota; Viridiplantae; Streptophyta; Magnoliopsida; Asterales; Asteraceae.